CGAUGGGGGACUCCAAAGUGAAGGUGGCGGUGCGCGUCCGCCCCAUGAACCGGCGAGAGCUUGAUCUGCAUACAAAAUGUGUGGUGGAUGUGGAUGCAAACAAGGUUAUUCUUCAUCCUGUAAACACCAACCUUUCAAAAGGAGAUGCCAGGACCCAACCAAAGGUGUUUGCUUACGAUCACUGCUUUUGGUCUAUGGAUGAAUCUGUCAAAGAAAAAUAUGCAGGUCAAGAUGUUGUUUUCAAGUGCCUUGGAGAGAAUAUUCUUCAGAAUGCUUUUGAAGGCUAUAAUGCUUGCAUUUUUGCCUAUGGGCAAACUGGAUCUGGAAAAUCAUACACAAUGAUGGGUACUGCUGACCAGCCUGGAUUAAUCCCUAGACUUUGCAGUGGACUCUUUGAAAGAGCACAGAAAGAAGAAAAUGAAGAGCAGAGUUUCAAAGUGGAAGUAUCCUACAUGGAGAUAUACAAUGAGAAAGUCAGAGAUCUUCUUGACCCAAAAGGAAGCCGUCAGUCAUUAAAAGUUAGAGAACACAGUGUUUAUGGUCCUUAUGUAGAUGGCCUAUCCAAACUAGCUGUUGCUAGCUACAAGGACAUCGAGUCCUUGAUGUCCGAGGGCAACAAAUCUCGAACAGUGGCUGCAACCAACAUGAAUGAGGAGAGCAGUCGGUCCCAUGCAGUCUUCAAGAUUAUCCUCACCCACACACUCUAUGAUGUACAAUCGGGGACGUCAGGUGAGAAGGUGGGUAAGCUGAGUCUGGUGGACUUGGCAGGUAGUGAAAGGGCAACUAAGACUGGUGCUGCCGGAGACAGGCUGAAAGAAGGAAGCAACAUUAACAAAUCCCUCACAACUCUUGGGCUGGUUAUUUCUGCCCUGGCAGAUCAGGCUGCUGGCAAGAACAAGAACAAAUUUGUUCCUUAUCGUGAUUCUGUGCUUACUUGGUUACUUAAAGAUAGCCUUGGUGGUAACAGCAAGACUGCCAUGGUAGCAACAGUAAGCCCAGCAGCAGACAACUAUGAUGAGACCCUUUCAACACUGAGGUACGCAGACCGGGCCAAGAACAUCGUUAAUCAUGCCGUGGUGAACGAAGACCCCAACGCUCGCAUUAUUCGGGAGCUCCGUGAGGAAGUGGAGAAGCUGCGAGAGCAGCUCACAAAAGCAGAGGCAAUGAAAUCACCAGAAUUAAAAGAACGAUUGGAGGAGUCAGAGAAGUUGAUUCAGGAAAUGACUGUGACCUGGGAAGAAAAAUUAAGAAAAACUGAGGAGAUAGCACAGGAGCGUCAGAAACAGUUGGAAAGCCUUGGCAUAUCUCUUCAGUCUUCUGGAAUAAAAGUUGGGGAUAAUAAGUGCUUCCUGGUUAAUUUGAAUGCAGAUCCAGCUCUCAAUGAACUUCUGGUAUACUAUUUAAAGGAGCACACGUUAAUAGGCUCAGACAACUCUCAAGAUAUCCAGCUGUGUGGAAUGGGAAUUCUUCCUGAACACUGCAUUAUAGACAUCACCCCAGAAGGACAGGUUAUGUUAACACCUCAAAAAAAUACUAGGACAUUCGUAAAUGGUUCUGCUGUCGUGUGUCCUAUCCAGCUACAUCAUGGAGACAGAAUACUGUGGGGAAACAACCACUUCUUCAGGCUGAAUUUGCCAAAGAAGAAAAAGAAGGCAGAUCAUGAGGAUGAAGAGCGAGACAACUCUAUGAAGUGCAGUAAUAGUGUUGAGCAGCUGGACAUAGAUGGAGACAAUUCCAGUGAAGUGUCUAGUGAGAUUAGCUUCAGCUAUGAAUAUGCCCAGAUGGAAGUCACUAUGAAGGCACUUGGUAGUAAUGAUCCAAUGCAGUCAAUCUUGCAAAGCCUGGAGCAGCAACACGAAGAGGAGAAGAGAUCUGCGCUUGAACGGCAGAGACUGAUGUAUGAACAUGAACUGGAGCAAUUACGAAGGCGAUUGUCGCCAGAGAAGCAGCAUUUCCGCAGCAUGGACAGGUUCUCCUUUCAUUCUCCCAGCGCUCAGCAGCGCUUACGGCAGUGGGCGGAGGAGAGAGAAGAAAUGUUGACCCACAGCCUGAGAAAGCUGCGAGAGCAGAUUGUUAAAGCCAAUUUGUAUGUGAGAGAAGCCAAUUUUAUUGGAGAGGAAUUGGACAAGAGGACAGAGUAUAAAGUUACCCUCCAGAUCCCAGCUUCAAGCCUUAAUGCUAACAGUAAGAGAGGUGCAAUUCUCAGUGAGCCUGCUAUUCAGGUGAGAAGGAAAGGGAAAGGCAAACAGAUUUGGUCACUGGAAAAGCUGGAGAAUCGAUUGGUAGAUAUGAGGGAUCUUUACCAGGAGUGGAAAGACUGUGAGGAAGACAACCCAGUGAUGAGAGCUUACUUCAGGCGAGCUGAUCCGUUCUACGAUGAGCAGGAAAACCACAGCCUUAUUGGAGUAGCCAAUGUUUUUCUUGAGUGCCUGUUCUAUGACGUGAAGCUGCAAUAUGCUGUUCCAAUCAUCAAUCAGAAGGGAGAGGUAUCGGGUCGUCUCCACGUUGAAAUUGUUCGAGUGAGUGGAGAGAUAGACGACAGGUUGGUUGGAGGUGAGGAUAGUCCAGACUAUUCAAAUGAAAAUGACACUCAGGAGAGAAAACUUGUCUGCAGGAUUAAAAUACUUCAGGCUACAGGUUUGCCACAGCACCUCUCCAACUUUGUGUUCUGCAAAUACACAUUCUGGGAUCAACCGGAGCCAGUUGAUGUUGCACCUGAGCUGGAUCCUUCCUUAUCUUCCAUCAGCAAGGAGCCACGGUGCAUGGUUGUCUUCGAUCACUGCAAUGAAGUUUCUGUAAAUAUUUCCGAAGACUUCAUGGAACAUCUUUAUGAUGGUGCUUUGGCAAUUGAAGUAUAUGGGCACAAGCAGAGUGGUGACCGCAAAAAUCCAGCCCUGUGGGAUUUAGGAAUAAUUCAAGCCAAAACACGCAGCCUUCGUGACAGGUGGAGUGAAGUAACCCGAAAAGUAGAACUCUGGGUUCAAAUUCUAGAGCUGAAUGAGAAUGGGGAAUACUGCCCAGUUGAGGUGACUCCUGCCAAGGAUGUAUGCACAGGAGGCAUCUUCCAGCUCAGGCAGGGGCAAUCUCGACGAAUUCAGGUUGAAGUGAGAUCUGUACAGGAAUCUGGGACCUUGCCACUGAUGGAGGAAUCAAUAUUAUCUGUUGGCAUUGGCUGUGUUCAAAUAAAACACGUCAAGUCACAAAAAGUACCUGAAAAUUAUCAGGAAGAAGAGGACGAAAUGGACAGCUAUCAGGAUAGGGAUUUGGAGAGGCUCCGUCGGAAAUGGCUGUGUGCCUUAACAAAGCGUCAGGAGUAUCUUGAUCAGCAAUUGCAAAAACUCGUUGGGAAGCCUGAUAAAACAGAAGAUGAUGCAGAUCGGGAGGCACAGCUUUUAGAGAUGAGGCUAACGCUCACUGAAGAAAGGAAUGCUGUAAUGGUUCCUUCUGCUGGCAGUGGGAUCCCUGGAGCUCCAGCGGAGUGGACUCCUGUGCCUGGUAUGGAAACUCACAUUCCUGUUAUUUUUCUUGACUUGAAUGCUGAUGACUUCAGUUCCCAAGAUAACCUUGAUGACCCAGAAGCAGGUGGGUGGGAUGCUACUCUUGUUGCAGAAGAGGAGGAGGAAUUCUUUGAACUGCAGAUUGUGAAGCAUCAUGAUAGUGAGGUGAAAGCAGAAGCCUCAUGGGAUUCCACAGUCCACGACUGUAUCCAGCUCAGUAAAGGAACAGCAGCAGAUGAAAGAGUUUACCUUAUUGUGAGAGCCACUGUCCAGCUCAGCCAUCCUGCAGAAAUGCAAUUAGUGUUACGCAAGCGCAUUUGUGUUAACGUGUAUGGCAGACAGGGUUUUGCACAGAGUUUCCUCCGAAGAAUGUCUCACCGAAGUUCCAUUCCUGGCUGUGGUGUCACUUUUGAGAUAGUCUCAAAUAUUCCAGAGGAUGCUCAAGGAGCUGAAGAGCGGGAGGCACUAGCCAGAAUGGCAGCAAAUGUUGAAGACGCAGCUUCAGCUGACUCUGAAGCCUAUAUUGAGAAGUACUUGCGGAGUGUGCUGGCUGUGGAGAACAUUCUCACCUUGGAUCGUCUGCGCCAGGAAGUUGCUGUAAAAGAGCAGCUAAUGGGAAAAGGAAAACUCUACCGCAGGAGCCUGAGCUCUCCCAACGUGAAUCGCCUUUCUGGAAGCCGCCAAGAUUUAGCACCGCCUUAUAACCUGAGCAGUAACCGGGGCCGAUGGGAGAGUCAGCAAGAUGUAUCCCAAGGUGCCGCAAAUUCCUGUAGAGGCAUUAGUCCAUCUCGUACCUCUCUGCCGGGCUCUGGGCAGCAAAACCACUCUCCUGAUCCGGGUAUUGGUAGCCUUGCUGCUUCCUACCUGAAUCCUGUAAAGUCCUUUGUGCCUCAGAUGCCAAAGCUGCUGAAGUCUCUCUUUCCCGUUAGAGAUGAGAAAAAGGGCAGGCAGACCUCUCCUCUUGUACAGCAGGCUGUCCCACGAAUUAUGGUUCAGUCUGCCAGUAUUGAUGCCAGUGCUGCAAAGAUAAAACAGAUUAACCAAGAGCAAGUAGGGAAACAGCCAUUUGAAACUGCAGUGCAGACGUCUGAGGCGAACAAGAGUCCGGAAAAGACACCCACAGUGCCUUUGCAGCAGCCCGCAGGAGACACCCAGGCACAGGACUCCCAGGAAGGACCUCCAAGUCCUCUGAGCGAAGCCUCCAGUGGGUACUUUUCUCAUAGCGUCUCAACAGCCACCCUCUCUGAAGCCCUUGCAGCGGGAAGUGAUGCUGUGGCUCAAGCAGGAGGUCAAAUGCCUGCAGUGAGUGACUUCCCAGCUCCCGCUGUGGCUCAGGUCUCUUCUUCUGACAUGCCAGGGCACUCGGGCAGUUCUUCAGAAAGCUGUCUCAGUACUAAGAGAGAGAGUCUACCCGCCGUCAGCCUUCAAAGUGCUCACGCAAGACCUAAAGACAGCACUGAAGUGAAUGGAAAUGAUGCUUUGAAAUCAAAAUCUUGCACGUCUCCUGUGACUCGAAGUGAGCAGGCAAACGAUGCCUCUGUAGCCACUGAUGCAAAAACCUUUCUUUCUACCUCCACUCCAAAGAAGGAGUUGUUAUCCAAACAAUCAAUGGAGUCAGCAGGACAAGCUAGGAAAAAAGAAAUGGCUUCUGGAGCUUCAGAACUGGGGUUUCCCAAACCACAGAUUCAUCCCGACCAAUUAUCCCAGCCUGGCAUUGCAGCCUCCCCCUUCAAAAUCCAGAAAGUCAAGACAUCAGAGCUGAAGUCCUUUACAAGCAUGCUGGGGACAGAUCCCACGUGUUCACUAAACACAGAAGAGCAGCCUGAAGGAGAAAAGAGCACGUCUGCUGCCCGUGGACUGAACCAUAAUGGAUCAGAGAUGGCAGAAGAAAAACUGGAGGUGAAUUCUGACUCCGAAGAUGCCAAUGAAAUUCCUGAGUGGCUGAAAGAGGGAGAAUAUGUCACAGUUGGCGCAAAUAAGACGGGCACCGUUAGAUAUAUUGGGCCCACAGACUUUCAAGAGGGAACAUGGGUUGGUGUCGAGCUGGAUUUACCUUCAGGUAAGAACGAUGGCUCGAUUGGAGGGAAACAGUAUUUCAGAUGCAACCCAGGCUACGGAUUGCUUGUGAAACCAGGCAGAGUUAAAAAGGCCACGGGACCAGCAAGACGGCGGAGCACCGGGUUGAGGUUGCAAGGAGGAGCUGCCGCUGAGAACAGGAAGAGUGGCAACUUCUCCGGUUCAGCUUCCAACCUGGCUUCGCUCACAGCCCUGGCGAAAUCAGAAGGAGGAUCCACGCUGCGACCGGAGAAGAGCCAGAAAAAUGCGGAGAACAGGAAAUCCUGGGCAAACUGAGACAGCCCUACCCGCCGCGGCAAACACCGUGCAACGCAGCCGGGGGAGCAGGUCUUCUAGCUUCGGGAAGCUCAGCCAACCGUGUGAACUUCUAGUUUGUGGCAAACACUAAUGAAGGUUUUUUUUCCUCUGCUUUGGGUGAUUGACAUGUUAAUUCUUUGCCUUGUCAUGGUGCUGGAUCUACGUCCUUCGUCUCCUGUUACAAAUUGUGACGCUUCGAGGUAUGACUGAUGGCAGCCGGUGAAAGCUCGUGGCGGUGGGUGGGUGUAAGCUCUGCUCUCUUCCACCUUUCAGAGAAGGAAGAGACGCGUAAAUUGUUCAAAUUGUGGCAUGGCUUGCCAAUAGCUACAAAAUACUACCCACGCACUGGUGCUUCUCUCGGUGUGACUGGCAAGUCUAAAAAAAAAAAAAACCCUCCCCAAAAUAACAGUUCUUUUCUAAUUUCGUAAGAGCUGUGUCCAUAUCGUGUAAUACAUGGUGAAAGGGCAAGGUUAUAAUGAUUCCAGGCAGGCGGAGAAGCGAACAUAAAACUUUAUUUGGAAAUAGAGAACCCCCAAACCCCCUUUAUUUAAAAAAGCAGCAGCCCUUUGGUUAUGUGACCUGGGACCAGUGCCCGUUUUGAUUACUGUCCUGCUGUCCCUCUCUCCUUCUGUGGAAAUCAGCCCAAUCUUUCUGGCUGAUUUGUUGGGAACAGGAGAAGGCCCAUGACCCGCUCUGUAAUAUUUUUGAUCCCUUCCUUUUAGGAAAGAGGGGAGUUGAGCGAAUUUGCUGUCUAAUCUAUUUAAUGUGCGCUCUCACCGUGACAGAAUCCCCUCUCUCACUUGCCCCAAAGCACGGCAGGACCUUGUUCUCGUUGGUUCUGCCCGUGGGCCAAGAGGAUUUUUGCAGAGCUAUCGGCACUGAGUGCUUCGAUGUUCCCACCCAGCCUGUGGAGACACUUGGAUUUUUAUCAGUUGCGCAAAGCAGAGGGUCGCUGUCCUUGUAACGGGAUUAAUCCAGUCUAUUUAUUUCUAUUUAUUAUUUUAAAAUAUGAAAUGUUUGCGCUUUACAAUCAUCCACCGCCUGACGUUGCACAGAGGAGCUGCACUAGCACCAUACCGAGCGUCGAUCCAAAGAGGAGGUGCCUCCGUCGCCAGCUAAACCUGUCCCAGCGGCGCGCGAAAGCAAACCCGGCUGAACGGCUGAAGAGUCGUCCCCAAAACUCAUCUCUCUCUUGAAAGUGGGAGGUUUGGGCUGGCUUUUAUAAAACUUGAUUUUAUUUUUGGUAACCCUUGCUAGUUUUUUAACUGCCUGUGGCACAAAUCAUAUGUUACUGUACGUGUGUGUAUAGAUACACGUGCACAUAUCGACGUACACACACUCGUUUUGCUAACAAAUCAAGAAAGGCCACAGACUUUUAUAUUCUGAGCUGUUUAUAUCUUGUUCAGUCAUCACGGGGGGAUUGGACAGCUUGAGCAAUAGAAGUUUUAUCUAUGUGGGGAAUAUUUAGGAUGCUAAAUUAAUGAUUAAACUUUAAUAUGUAUCUAGUUGCUGCACGUGGGUAUCUAAGUGCCUUAGCCAUCUGGUUCAGAGGUCCAAGGGAAAGAUACAUUGUCAUCAAAGGAGGUAGGGAUGCUUAGCGAAGGAGAUAAUUAUGCUGAUUUACUGUAAUUAAUAUCAUUUAUGCAGAAGGAAUAAAAUUAAAAUAGAAACUAAUCUGUAGCAGAAAUAAGUGGGAUGGGUUACGAUGCAGCAUGCAUAGUACUGCCAGGGAUUCGUAUAUCCUUUCAGCUUUGUGUAACUAGUUUCAGUGUUUCCUAAAUUUUCAUAAAGAAAUCUUAAUAUAAAAUGUACAGACCAGCUUUUAAAGAUAUUUUUAGUGUACAGUUUUUCCUCCUUUUCCUUUGCACGAAGCUCCUGUCCGUUCAAGCCAAGACGACGGGAGAAAUUUAGUAAUAAAGAAUUCAGACGCUAAACCCCUGGUUUUUAAAAUUGUAACUGUUUUUAUAGACGUGAUUCAUGCAACAAAACGACGUUUCGUUUUUGGGGUGUGACGAGUCUUGCUGAUGAAAGACCACCCGCUAAUUAAUACGAUGCCUCCUAUACUGCCUUGUAAGUUUUCUAAAAUCCAUCUUUACCAUUUUUCUAAUUGCACUUUGUUCUGAUGUGCUGCAGAAAGUUAGCUAAUGUGAAACAGCCCCCUCACCGAUAGUUGUGUUUUUUAGUCUCAGCAUUUCAUUUACUGGAUUUAGGGAUAUCUUUAAAACUUCUUGAUGUUUGCUAGGUGGCCCCUUUGGGGGAGAUAUGAAGGGAAGAACCUGUCCAAGUCUUUUUGAAGCCUCUUUUCUUGCACCGCUGUCUCUGAAAACGGGAGUUCUGCGGGACCGAUGUGAAGGUAUCAAAGUCGCAGGAGUGAAAGGGUCAAGCAGAAAGCAGUUGGGUUAAUAGUUCACUGUUUAUGCUACCCGCUAUAAAUUCCUCUGGCCGUAUUUGUGCUACAGCUCUGGCCGCGUAAGGACGUAUUUCAGUGUUUGCACAUCUGGGGCACGUGGUCAGAGGCUGCAACCGACUGAUACGGGGUGGAUUUCCUCUUCCACCCGCCCUCGGUCGUGUUACAAAACUGUGCUGUGCGUAUUUAGAGGGGUAUGAAACACGUUUUGAACAGCACAUACUUGCUGCCUCCUCUAGGAUAACUUGUCCUGGAAGCAAACGCCUUAAAUAUGGCUGGUAUGUUUUCAAACUUCAGUGGAUGAUUAGCAUGGCGAAGUGGCUCUGUUAACAGAGCGCCUUGUUGACUUUGGUGGAGGGAGGAUUUUACUCGUAGCUCUCUUGGGUUUUGCCAUCUCCUUUGACUUUUGCAACUAAACCUCUCCUCAAAUGCCACCCUGACGCCUGCCCCAAAGAUGAAGCCACCCUAACCGAAUCACCCCGAUGCGGCACAAGCUCCAGAAAGCCAAACAAAUCCAAUUCGGCCAUGAGGACGUUCUUGGAGGACUUCUCUGACUCCCUCCUGCUCACCCCAGCUUUCCUGGGCACGUGAGGUUUCUUCUAAAGAUAUUUGCCAAGAUUUUGGCACAGGGAGGGCACGGCCCUCUACUCAAAGCCAUCUGUUACUUUGCACCGGCUAAGCCAACUAACCAGAAAACAGUUUAAAACCAUAAUGAAGGUAAUAUAGAUAUAUAUUUUUUAUUUGAUAACAUUAGAAAAACUCUACGCUCAGCAUAAAGGAGGCGGUGCUCUUAACUGGAACCGCCCAGCAACUGAGGCUGGCGUGUUAAUAGCUAUGCAUAUUUUCCAAGAUGUUCAUGCACUUUAUACAGGGAAGAAGAAUAUUUAAUGCAGGAACUGUAAUUUGUAGCAAGUGUCUCAUCUCCUGUGUCUCUGCUCAGUGGUGCAAGCUUGCUUUCUGUAUCUCUGAACCGUGGAUGGGUCUCAGAUUCUGGGCGUAGAAAAUUGUGUUGCUGGGUAGGAACCGUAAUGGUCCGGACCUGCGUCCGUAGCUCUGCAGGUCCCUGCCUCCGCACGGGGCGCGGGGUUCUGAAGCGUGGUGUCGUUUGCUCCGAGUCAGCCAAGAGGAUGCGCUUUUCAGAGAGACUUUUGGGGGUUUUCUCGAGCCAAGCCUUUUUCCUGUGUUAUGUUCAGCUCUCUCAUGGUGUUUUGAUCUCUGUGUCCAAAAGAACACCUUUUCAACUUGAGGGCCUUGGCUCUUUGCUGUUUAAUGAUGUAGUUUAGUUGAGGAAAACUAAUAGAAACGAGUUCUGCGUGGUAAUACUGCCUGAAUCCUUAAGAGGAGAGGCCAGUAGUUGAGAUGGAAGCUCCCCGCUGCCGCCCGCGAGGAGGGAUAUUCAACCCCUCUCUGCUCUCCUAUGAACCGAGAAACCCCCCUCGUUCCUACCUAUCGGUCGUGAAAACCUGUACCAAACGAGCUUGGGUGUUGUACGGACACGUUUGUACGGUAACGGAGCUGUUGAGGAGUCUCUUCUGUGUUGAUGCUUGUGUUGUCCUUGCGCUGGCACUGCCAGGUCUUUGCACAAGAAGUUCAGUUUUCACAGUGCCUUAUCCCUGGGUCAGCAACUGAUGCAGCGAGGGGCUGGGUUUCACACCGGCCUCGAGGCUGCCUGGCUUUUAGGAAAGGAAGAUCGUGACAAGCAAACGUGCAGACUGGUCACACUACAAAAUACUCUUGAGUUGGGGUCACAAGUUAAGUGUCUUGUUCUUAGAUCUCCUUUAUCCAUCUUUGCUUUGGUUUCUGUGCUCUCCACCCUCCUCCUCCUCAACCACCGUCAUAUUUUUCACCCCCAAGAAAGGCUCGGCUGCCGCUGUCUGCUGCGAGCCCCCGGCUCGGCUGGGUUCAGCCGGCGGCGGAGCCUGGCUAAGCCUUGAUCCUGGCUCUGGCAUCCGAACGCCGCAGCGGAGAGAGCGGGGACAGGGGUUGGGGCUCCUUAAACCCAGCGAGAGUCAGAAGUGCCCGGCGCAGAGCGGGAGGGAUGCGUUAAAGACAUUUCCCCUUCACCGGCCUUACCCGCUCAACAGGAGCGGCGCUUGUCUUCGGGAGGAGAAGGCAGCCGCUCUCCCCCUCUCUUUCCCCUGCCGAACUGAUUUGGAAGCUGAUAGAGGAGCCGCGCUCCGAGCCAUCACCGGCAGGGUGUGAAUCGGCGCGUUCCCACCUUGCUUCAGACAUCCUUGUCUUCAGCGCCGUUCCUCCCCGCGCGCCCAAAGCGUGCGCCAGGCCUCACUGCAGCCGACCUGCCUUUUGCUUUUUCACCACCGCUAACGUCCGCCGUGUCUUGGGAGAGCCUUUUCCAGCUCGUCUGUCUGUUGAUUUCUGUAAAUGUAGUGGGUCUGUAUAUAAAGAGUGGCUCUUUACGCUGUGGUAUUACGUGUCGAUCGGUGUACUUUAAAUGAGCUAAAAUCCAAAGAUACUUUGUAAUGAGCUGUGAAGUUUUUAAUUAUUUCUGUACAAUACUAAAUUACUGUAAUAUUGUAUUAUACAUGCAAUGCAGCCUGCAGUACCUAAAUAAACAUCUUCUUUAG
Molecule: messenger RNA, 10862 nt
Organism: Gymnogyps californianus (California condor)
Lineage: Eukaryota; Metazoa; Chordata; Aves; Accipitriformes; Cathartidae
Gene: KIF13B
Product: kinesin family member 13B
Exons: 40
Coding region: 3-5849 (1948 amino acids)
Biological process (GO): microtubule-based movement; regulation of protein localization
Cellular component (GO): adherens junction
Molecular function (GO): cell adhesion molecule binding; ATP binding; microtubule binding
Source: RefSeq, a predicted model, not a curated record